Opisthorchis viverrini is the source of this 2151-nucleotide messenger RNA. RefSeq lists its product as hypothetical. Gene Ontology annotation, molecular function: protein binding; GTPase activator activity. NCBI's taxonomy places the organism in Eukaryota, Metazoa, Platyhelminthes, Trematoda, Opisthorchiida, Opisthorchiidae. The record is from RefSeq and is a predicted model, not a curated record. The coding region runs from base 7 to 2151 and encodes 714 amino acids. The transcript is spliced from 11 exons.
AUAGGGAUGUUAAAAACUCGACGUCUGUUGUUACACAAAAACAGUUCAGGCUAUGGAUUUGAACUCGGAAGUGAAUUACCCUAUGUGGUUUCAAGGGUAAAACCUCACUCUUUGGCUGAAUUGAAGCAUAUCCGUUGUGGUGACAUUUUGUUAUCAGUCAACGGUAUUGACGUAUCUCGGUUGUCACAUCAACAGUUACUUUCACUCAUCGAGUCUUCCUCAUCGCCCAUUGAGCUUGAAUUCCUUCCCAUACACGAUGAACUGCAAGUCCCUGGUUGUGCCGAACUUUCGUCUCGGUCGGUAAUAGAAAUACCGAAUCCUUGUACAUCUGGAGGUAUGGUUUUACCGGAGGAUAAGCUGGCAGCGAUAGUUCAAUACGUUGGCAAGCUCUCAAUCGCUCAUCAGAUUGUGAUAUCUCAGACCAACCUAACUAGAAAACUGUUGCCUUUGAAACAAAAAGCUGAUCAAAAACAGAUCGAAGGGAUUAAAUUAACAAACAUUGCCCUUUUUGAAGCCAUAUAUGACCGUCUACUUAUCAGAUUUACUUCCAAGAUUUUGCGCUAUUCCGGCAGUGACCUUAUUGACGCAACGGUACUGGAUGACGACCGUCGGUUUUUCUACAUGAUUAUGCGUGCACCCGACUUUCGAUGCCCCGCCGAUGGUGGAUCAGGUGGUACCAGCUUUUCUUGUUUCCUAUUCCGAUGUCUCCCACCAAGUCUUCUGGGUCACCGCAGUCACACAGAUAUUGUCAAUCAGUUCCAGCUCACUUGCCAUCGUGACCGAUUGACUGGGGUUUGUGCGGAGUUUCCUAGGAACGCUGAAACAGUCGUAAGGAUUCUUCGCCACAUUAUCGACCUCCCUAUGAAAGGCUUCGCCAACCUAAUGGAAACUCCCGCGAACCAGUGCCGAUCAAAGUUUGUUGCGAUGCAGGCAGCUUCAACAUGUGGUUUUCGACAGAGGAAUACAAGGCUAAUUGCUGGUCGUGAUUCUUUCAGCGACGUUGGGGUAACGACGCCACAGCUACCAGUGGUUACACCUACCUUCAAACGACCGGCCACAGUCUCCAGGACCUCUGCCAGUCAUAUACUUCACAAACUAUCUAGAGCUGCGUGUCGUCUACGAGAACGGUGGUUCGAUCGACGGGGAUCGGUGGUUCAGGAGGCAUCUCCAUAUGCAGCACGCACUUCCCGACUUGUCCAUCGUGCAUCGCUGCCUUCUCCUACAUCGCAAAAACAACUCCGAACCUCCUUUUUACAUUCUGCAUCCCUUGACGGACUUCAGGAGUACACGGAAGACCAUGAGAUGGCUUCAGUGGCUAGCACAACAGAUUUAGGACGUGGCAAUUAUGACCCGCCAUCUCUUGAUUUCGACUAUUUCCUGAGUGACCCUGCGGCGAUCAGAAGCUUUCGGGCUUUUCUUUCAUCCGAGUACAGCUCGGAACAUUUAGACUUCUGGCUUUCUGCUCGUGACUGGCGGGCUACGUUCUCUAAUUCACAAACAUGUAAUUCAGCAGCCAAGACAAUAUUCAAUACGUUUAUCGACCCCAAUUCUUCAUGUGCGGUCAACAUCGACCAAGAUGCUGUCAAGCAGGCCUCAAAUCAGCUGUCUUGUCCACACGUUGACAUGUUUGCGCAAGCCGAAAGGCAGGUUUAUCAGAUAAUGAAGAUGGACCCGUUUCCUCGAUUUCGGGAUUCCCAGUUCUACCGGGAUUUUCUCACAUCACUCCGGCAACAAUCUUCAGAGGGCAAGGAGAAUUUUUCUCCCACUACAGACAUGGUUACAACUUCGUGUGUGCCGAAGAACCGGUCUACUGGAAGAGUGACUGGACGUCUAUCCACUCCAAACUGCGCGACCGUUAUUUCUACUCCAACUUGCCGCAUGUCGUUGGACAACAUGAUAACGGAAGAUUCAACCCCAGUCCCGCGGUUGAGGUCUGCUUGUCGUAGCUGGUCUACCAGAACGAAAAAGAAAAGGAAAAGUACUCACGUGUCCUACGGAAUCGCUCCAACAUACGGUGAUAAAAGACGGCAAUCUUGGUGCGAACACGCUGGAGUCAGUCAGUGCCUGCUAUCCGGCGAAGUUCAUCAUCAUCAUCAUCGACAGCAUGACAUCAGUGUACAACACCAAUGCUUCACUGCCGUACAACCAUGA